CUCGGUGUGAUCACGCUUCUGGAGGAUCGUGGAUUAACUUUUUUCUGUUAUAUCUAUCCGGGAAAAUACGCAGCACUUUAACAGAAUUUGACAAUUUCCACCAGGUUAGAAGAGUGAUGACCAUCCUGUUCCUUACUAUGGUUAUUUCAUACUUCAGUUGCAUGAGAGCUGCGCCCCUGAGAGACGCCCCGGGCAUGCGGGGCCAUCGGACGGAAGGCUACUUGGGCGCUGCUGCGACGGCCGCACGAGGCCACGGGACUCCACAGAGUGGUGGUGGGCCAGGCCAGCGCGGGGAACUGCCCUCGCUCACAGACACGUUUGAGCAGGUGAUAGAGGAGCUGCUGGAGGUGGAGGGAGAGGCGGCGCAACUGGGACAGGGGGCUGAUAAGAGCCAGGGAGGUGGGGGCCCAUCCUCUGCGGUCACCUCAGAGACCAAGGAUGUCGACCUGUACGACUCGCGGGUGAUGAUCAGCAACCAAGUGCCUUUGGAGCCGCCGUUGCUCUUUCUUCUGGAGGAAUACAAAAACUAUCUGGAUGCCGCUAAUAUGUCCAUGAGGGUGCGGCGACACUCCGAUCCCUCGCGGCGCGGAGAGCUCAGUGUGUGUGACAGUAUUAGCCAGUGGGUGACAGCUGUGGAUAAAAAGACGGCAAUAGACAUGUCUGGGCAGACAGUUACCGUCAUGGAAAAGGUCCCUGUCCCCAAUGGCCAACUGAAGCAAUACUUUUAUGAGACCAAAUGCAACCCCAUGGGGUACACAAAGGAGGGCUGCAGAGGAAUAGACAAGCGGCAUUAUAAUUCCCAAUGCAGGACAACCCAGUCCUACGUGCGAGCGCUUACCAUGGAUAGCAAAAAGAAGAUUGGCUGGCGGUUUAUAAGGAUAGACACUUCAUGUGUAUGCACAUUGACCAUUAAAAGAGGGAGAUAGUGUAUAAAAUGUAUAGAUUUUAUUGAAGAGUUUAAAAAAAGAGAAUAAAGAGAAAAUAUCUAUUUGUAUAUAUACAUAACAGGGUAAAUUAUUCCGUCAAAUGAAAAUUUUAUGGACUGCAUGUAAAAAAAGAUGAAGUUUAUACAGUAAAAGUGAUACUACAGUCUAUUUAUUGAACAUAUUCAUGACCUUGUAAACAAUUAAAAAAAAUCUGAUCAGUCAUUUGCGCCCAGUUUAAAUUACUAUAUCACAUCCCUCAAGACAUUGUGAUUUGUUUACGUUGCCAAGAAUUAUAAAAAUGAAGGAAAAAAAACAGGCAAGGAAUGAGAGAGGACAGUUCCAUCUUCAAAAGCUUGCAUGCUGCUUCAAUUGUGAACCGAGAAAUUCUCCACUUACAAAAAAGGAUAUGAUGCUGACCAAAAAAAAAAAAAAAACAUUCCGUUUACAUAUUCAGCAGAAAACAAUUUUCCUCUCAAGUAAUUUAUCUGUUUACUGUUCUAAACUUCUCAAGGUAAUGUUGGACUUACAUAUUAUGUCAAGGUGCUGUUGUCAAAGCUUUGCUGUUUAUUUUUUU
Messenger RNA from Plectropomus leopardus (leopard coralgrouper), 1500 nucleotides. The record is from RefSeq and is a predicted model, not a curated record. Lineage: Eukaryota; Metazoa; Chordata; Actinopteri; Perciformes; Serranidae.